Messenger RNA from Paramecium pentaurelia, 360 nucleotides. NCBI's taxonomy places the organism in Eukaryota, Ciliophora, Oligohymenophorea, Peniculida, Parameciidae. The record is from the annotation of a GenBank genome assembly.
AUGGUAUUUUAAAAUUGUGUUGCCUGUGGAAAGAAAUCAGAAGGAUUAGUGAAAUUGCUUCCUCAUUUCGAAUCCUCAAGGGAAUACGAGUAUAUCCAUAAAAAGUGCCUAUUAUUUUACAAAUCUGAUUGGAAUCAUCGGUUGGCAGUCAAUAAAAAAUUAUUUUACAAGGAAUACUUGUAACAUUGUUCAAUAUGUGGGAAAAGAAACUAUAAAUAAGUUGUUCGUUGUUCACAGAGGUAUAAUUAGAAUGUGUAAUUCGUAAAAGUUUAUGUAAAAAGAGCUUUCACUUUGAUUGUGUAGACAACCCUAUAAUAUCUAAGACUGAAGAGAAUGGCCACCGCCCUCCUUAGUUAUUGA